This is a messenger RNA of Choloepus didactylus (southern two-toed sloth), 3369 nucleotides long. RefSeq names its product collagen alpha-1(I) chain-like. Bases 1 to 3369 code for a protein of 1122 amino acids. Lineage: Eukaryota; Metazoa; Chordata; Mammalia; Pilosa; Megalonychidae. The record is from RefSeq and is a predicted model, not a curated record. The transcript is spliced from 16 exons.
AUGGGGGGAAACGUAGGCCCCCGGGGUGGGAUCUGUGCAGCUGCGGAGGAGGUGGGCUCCCAGGAGUUUGUGCGGUGUGGACCCCAGGCCACUCCAGGGCAGCCUGGACCCCACCCCAGCGGCCCCUCCCUCCCCAGCCUGCUCCCCACCCUGCCGUGGGAGCAGCCCCUUAGCAGGCGCCUAAGGAUGGGACCCGCCCAAGUUCCCCCGCAGGACCUCCAGUCGGACCCCCACAGCUGCCUGGCAGGGCCCCCCUUCCGGCUCAGCUGCCUCCGGGAGUGGAGGAACCACGCAAGCAGGGAAACCCCUCUCUGGUGGUGGCUUCCGGGGUCCUGCUCCCGCCGGGGACCUCCUGGACCUGGUGUGGCCCACGUGCCACUGAGGCCCCGGCCCCCGGGCUCCCCAUGGCUGGCUGGGCGGCAGCUGCUCCUGUCCCCCAGUGCUGCCGUGGCCUCAGUCCAGCUGCGGGAGCAGGAGGUGCGGGGCUGGGGGCAGGCACCUGGGCUGAGGGCCCAGCACUGCAGACCCUCCCCGCUGGGCAGUGGGCUGACCCGCAGGUUCAGGGGUGACUGGGACCGGCCCAGGCCCCGCGGCCAGUGGUGGGAGGCUGGUGGGGGCCUCGGUGCCCUGUGCCCAGCCCUCUCCCCUGCCCUGGCGGCUGCUCUGGCACCGGCUGGGGGAGCCGAGGCUGCAGGAGGAGCAAGCCCGGGGGAGCCGAGUGGUCGGCGGGAGCAGCUGCUCCGGCAGCAGAGGCCAGUGGGGACUCCUGGAGCAGGCUGUCCCAGUGGCCUGGAGCUUCGAGGUGGCCCGAGGCUGGGCCCAGGGGAGCAGCUCCUGGCCGGGCUGGGCCCGAGGGCCUGUGGGGUGCUGCAGAGGUGCUGUGCGGCCAGGCCCGGGGGACGGGCUCGGGGGCCCAGCUGUGCUGUGGGCAGGGGUGCAGCCCCUGGGGGCCGCCGGUCAGAGACUCGGGAGCAGGACGUGGGGCUGGCGUCCAGGCAGCGGCGGCUGAGCAGACCUGGUGGGGUCCGGGAGCUGCAGCCGGUGAGCAGGGCUGCUCUCCUGGGGCUCAGGGCCAUGGCGGCCGCACAGGUCCUGGCUGCCACCCCGGAGACGGACCUGGGGAGGGAGUGUGGCCUGCCAGGGGCCCCCGGGGGCAUGGCCCACCCCAAGCUGUACUGGGGGGACAGAGCGCCAAGGCAUCUGUCGAGCCAGAGCUCAGGGGACACCUUGCUGCUGCGGGGUCACUGUGUGGAGGGGCUGCUCACACCCCCAUACUGGCUGCCCCAGGCCGAGCCCCAGGUGACCAAGGGGGCCUUGGGGACCUCCCCAACCGCCAUGCCCUCCGGCCCGCAGGGCAGCCCAGGGACCGGGGCCCACCCUGGGGAGCUGGAGCCGCAGGAGGUCCAAGCCUGGGGAAAGGAGCUCAGGAGAAGGACUGGUGGCGAGUGCUGGCGGGUGCCUGGGGCAGGGCUGGGACAGGCCCAGCUGCAUGUGGCCUGCCUGCACCUGGAGGAGGGCUCUGUGGCGGCCAGCAGUGGCCACAUGGCAUGGCCAGUGUGGUGGACACUGACGGGGACAGAGGCUGUCCGGGGAUCUGCCACGAGCAAGAGUGAAGUGGGGCCUGGGGCAGAGCUGUGGGAGCAGCCCCAGCACCCCAGCCCCCCGGCUCCCCAGCCCCCCAUGCCCGUGCAGUCCUCUGGCCGUGCCGUCCUGUCCACGUCGGAUCUCUGGGCGGCAGAGGAGAGGACCCGCCAGAAGAUCCACCCAAAGCUUCUGUCCCAGGCAGGGACCCUGCAGGCUGGCCCAGCCCGCCCCAGCCUCUGCACCUCCAGCAGCCCCUGCCUCAGAAGGUGGGUGCUGGGACCCUCCCCAGGCCCACAGGGCCUUGCUGGCUGCAAGCCUGCCGGGGACACAGCACUGUCAGCUCUCACAAGCUCACGGCGGCAGAGGGGCCCGGCCAGGGCAGCCCCCGAGGACCUGGAACUGAGCCGCCCUGGACACGAAGCAGCGGGCGCCCCGAGCGGACGGAGCAGGGACCACGCGGGGGGCGACCCGGAGCGGGGGGGGCUCCACUCUCUGGAAGUAACGCAGCGUUUUGGCAGCAACCGGUGGGACGACGGCCCGGCCCUGCGGGCUCCGGGCACCUGCACCCGGGCUGCCCCGCACCUGGCCGCGGGCCCCGCCUCCCAGACGCUCCCCCCACCCGGAGGGGCGGGGCCUGGGCGCGAGUUUAAAUUCUGGCGGCGCGCGGGGGCCAGACAAGGUGCCGACUGCAAAGCGAGCGCCGGAGCCGUGCGGACAGCUCUGGGGAACGGGGGUCCCGGCUGCCCUCCGAGCCCGGGCGCGGGGCUGGGGUGGGGGUCGCGGAGCCCCCGCGUGAGCGUGGGAAAUGCAGCCCGGGGCGCGGGGCCCACCUGCCCGGCUGUUUCCAGGCAAGUCGGGUGCGGCGCUCUGGGCGCGGCCCUGCAGGGUCCUCCCCAGACCCCUGGGAGGCAGGGGCAGGAGGGCCCGGACGCCCACCCCAGCCCUGCUCCCUGGCACUGCUCCCGCACAUCCUGCCGAGCUCUGUCGGGACUGAUCUCUGCCCUGGGGGGGGGAGGUGUGGGGGUCAGGGUGCAGAGCCCCGGACCUGUCCAGCCAGGGCCCCGCACCCCCGAGGCCCCCGCCCCGCCCUCCUCGUGUGCAGCCUGGAAGGGGCGGGGCGGGGCCCGGUGCGCGCAUCAGGCUAAAGGUCCCCGCGGACGGGGCGUGGCCGAGCCGGGGGCCCGGGAGCCGCCAACCCGCCCCGCCCACUGUCGCAUUGCCACGCGCUCCCAGCAGGCCGAACCCCCUCCCUGGCUCUCCUCUCUCUUCCCGGAAUUUGAGCCGCUUCCCGGAGCUGCUCCCUCCGCCCUCCGGUUUCCUGCCCAGGGCGGGGCCUCCCUGCCGCAUCCUGUCUCCGCCGCUGCCCGGCGCCCAGUCCCGGCCGCCCCGCCUGGGCCUAGAGUGCCGUCCCCGCCCGUCUCUUACCCCGGUCCCGGGCCACCCCAGGAGCGCUCUUACCUGGUUGCUCCCGCUGGACGCCGGCCAUGCCUGGCCAGCGGCCUGGCAACCGACCACGGCACACCCUGCCCCCCGGCCAUCCAGUUCCCCCCGGCCGCCGGCGGCCUCUUCCUGGGAGAAGAAGCCCCUGGACACGCGGCCCUCCUGCCUGUCGCCCACCCUGGAGGCCAUAUCCCCUUCCGCCCUGACCCGCACCUGCUGCCCUCAGUCUCUGAGGGUCUGAAGCCCAUGGGUGCUGCGGCCCUCUCCAGCUGGGGGCCGGCUUGUCCACUCCUCCUGAGACCAGCAGGUGGGCUCCUAGCCCCACCGUCCCUGGAAGGAGCCUAG